This is a messenger RNA of Mercurialis annua (annual mercury), 1203 nucleotides long. RefSeq lists its product as uncharacterized. The record is from RefSeq and is a predicted model, not a curated record. Gene Ontology annotation, biological process: U4 snRNA 3'-end processing; TRAMP-dependent tRNA surveillance pathway; U1 snRNA 3'-end processing. The transcript is spliced from 8 exons. NCBI's taxonomy places the organism in Eukaryota, Viridiplantae, Streptophyta, Magnoliopsida, Malpighiales, Euphorbiaceae. Gene Ontology annotation, cellular component: cytoplasmic exosome (RNase complex); nuclear exosome (RNase complex). The coding region runs from base 61 to 972 and encodes 303 amino acids.
UUUUUAUUAGGUCUAGUAUUUGAAUUUCUGGUCAGUGCUUUGCUUGUUACUGUAGAAUCAAUGGGGUUACCAAAUGAAAUUGGGGACUUGUCAACAGAGAUGGAAGUUGAUGCAUUUAGACGCCUUUUUCCUCUUCGGUACUACGAGCGGCAUCUUGCGGAGUCUAUUCGGCCUGAUGGUAGACCACUCGGAAAAUCUAGAGAUACAACAGUAGCUUUAGGUGCUGUUGCUUCUGCUGAUGGCUCUGCAAUAGCAAAGAUUGGUUCAACUACCAUGAUGGCUGCCAUAAAAAUGGAAGUCAUGACACCGUCCUCUGAGUCGCCAGAUGAGGGCUGCGUAGCUAUUGAUUUCCACAUGCCUCCAAUUUGUUCUCCACUUGUUAGGCCCGGUAGGCCUGCAGAUGCAGCACCGGUUGUGUCAAAGCAGUUAUCUGAUACCAUAUUGAGUUCUGGCAUGAUUGAUUUAAAAGAACUGUCUUUGGUCAGUGGAAAAGCUGCAUGGAUGGCAUACCUGGACAUUUACUGUUUGGACGCUGACGGUUCUCUGUUCGAUGCUGCUUUGCUCUCAGCAAUUGCUGCCUUCACCAAUUUGCAAAUCCCCAUUGUUUCCCUGAAUGAUGAUGGAAAGAUAGUAGUUGUAUCUGAUGAAGAAGGGGGAGGAAAGUCGGAAAAGGAGCCGGUCAAUAAGGAGAAAAGGAAGCUCACUUUGAGAAGCUUGCCUUUCUCAUUAACAUGUAUACUUCACAAAAACUACAUAUUGGCAGACCCGACUUCUGAGGAAGAGUCUAUCAUGGAAACUCUAGUAACAGUGGUGUUGGAUUCAUCUGCUAGGCUUGUGUCUUUCUACAAACCAGGUGGACCAGUUCUCGCCUCUACAUCAGCUGUCCAGGAUUGUGUUGCACUAACAAGACAAAGGGUGAAGGAACUUCAAGAAAUUUUGGAUGAAGCUGAUUCUGGUAUGCAAUUUGACUAAGUUGGAAAUUUUGUUUUGUGCAGAGGGUAUGUGCAAGUAAUUAAAUGGGUGGUAGUUUUGCCUUUAGUUUAGUUUACAGUGACCACUCUAUCUUGUUCCCGCUGUGAACCUAGCGAUCUGUACGGAGCCUAUUUGUAGCAAGAGUUAGUAGUCAAUUUUGGAUGAAUCUGUGAAAAUCGUUUUUUUACAUUUUAUUUCAUCUUUAUGCAAUCAACCCAAAGAUUUUACCAA